Alternaria conjuncta is the source of this 1710-nucleotide messenger RNA. RefSeq lists its product as uncharacterized. The record is from RefSeq and is a predicted model, not a curated record. The transcript is spliced from 2 exons. Bases 1 to 1710 code for a protein of 569 amino acids. Lineage: Eukaryota; Fungi; Ascomycota; Dothideomycetes; Pleosporales; Pleosporaceae.
AUGGAGAUAUCUGAAUCUUUGAACAAGAACUUCUGGCAAAAGGCCUUCCAGGGCCCUAGCCAAAACGUCUCGUGUGUACGACAUGCAGUCAUGGCUCUUGGCGCCGUCCAUUGGCAAUUCACAACAUGCGACCACGACAAGCCAUCAAGUCUUGAAGCUUUUACCCUGUCGCACUACAAUGAUGCCAUAUCUGGUCUGAUACACGGAAGAGGCACCGCGAACGAUGCCCAAACCGAUCUAGUCACUAUCCUGACAUGUUGCGUCUUGUUUGCCAUUCUCGAGAGCCUACGCGGCAACUUCAGCGAAGCGAUUCGGCACAUCAAGUCUGGAACAGAACUCAUUGCGAACCACAAACCCAGCACAUACCUACCUAACCAUGAUAUUGAGGAACUGGCAGCUAUAUUCCACGCCAUUGGCAGCCAAGUCGGCCUCUUCUCCCCAAACCGUAUAUUCGCAAACAUGACGCCAUUCAUGGCCCCGAAAAAGAAGUACAACAAACCUGCUGGAAAGCUUCGGGAUCUCGUCGAGGCGGAAGAUGUGUUGAACACGUUUGAUGAUGUCGUCACGCACAUCUCAUGGGACUUGGAGCAGGAUCGGGACCAUAACAACUCCGAGUGCGAAAAGCAAUGGGCAAUAUUACGACAACGAUUGCGAGUAUGGGAUAUACAAUUCCAGGCCAUGGUGAAGUACCUAGUAGGCACAGCCGAAUACACAAGGAACCUAGAAAGAAUUGUCAAUCUGAAAAUCCAGUACAAACUCUGGGAGUUGCUACUAGCAGAGGAAAGCCCUGCAUUCGAUUGCGACAACCAGCCCACUGGAAAUCUCGACGCUGUAGAAUGCAGUCUCCUCCUCGACGACCUCGAUCGCUUGUGGACCCCUUCUGCUACUACCAAACUCACCAUCAUCAUGGUAUUCAUUUCGCCUCCCUUCGAUGUCACAUGCCUCACAGCAUAUAUUGUGGCUCCGUUGAACGACAACAAUCUCGCGAAAGUCAAGACAGAAUUUGAACUCGGCGCCUGCUCUCGAUUCCAGCCAUUGCUUGAGCUCAAGAUCACAAAACCUCCCGCUGAUUACAUCGGCAAAUCCCAUCAAUAUAUGCGCGCCAAAGAGAACGAAGCAGGCCGAAAAUCCCCAUUCGUCGUCAUUGACGAAGAUGCAGUGAAGAGGAGUGCAGUCUGGUACGUGGAUGCCUUUGCCGACGACGAAAUGGUGGAAGAGGGGCAAGCAGAAAGUACGCAAGUGGUCGUGAAGCUCCUUGUGAAGACGGAAUGCCUGGCUCUGACGUACAUAAACUACGAGAUUGCCAAUAUCGACAUCGACGAGGAUCUGGACAAUGCUGAAGUGGAGCGACCGUUGAAGAAUGAUUUCUUCCAGCCCUUGGUGUCGGAUUGCGGUGGAAUGGAUAUGAGAGAGCAACAGCGUGAUCAAGACGUGGAAGUGACGGCUGAACCGGGAGAAUUCGAGGAGACUAGGGAGAAAGCUCUGCUUGAGAACUUCUCUCCCCAGCCAGAUAAACUCGGGAAGCUCAAGGACGAGGUUGCGCGGGCUGCUGGUCUACUCGCAGCGUGGACCUUUAUUGAUGAGGCGCAGCCGGUGGAUAUGCCUGAUGGCUCACAGAAGACGUUUCCAGCAGGAAGUGUUGUGCUUCAGCAGAAGUACGAUCCAGAUUUCCCGUGGCCGGAGUACAAGUGGCCAGAGGGUUCAUUGUAG